CGUGGGCAGCUGCCUUGGCACUGCGCCGAGCCGGCUCUGGCACGGGAGCUGCCCGCGGGCUGAGGCCAAGCGCUGCCUCCCCGCGUGUCUCUCCGGUGUGUCACGGCAGCUCUCGCGGGGGAGGAGGAAGGAGCGCCCGGGGCGCCGAGGGGCUGAACUUUGGAGCCUCUGCUCCUUAUGGGGCCGGUCCCGAGGAGGCGGCGGCGGAGGAGGCGCUGUUGCCGCCGCUGCUGCCCUGUGUGAGGAGCGCUCGCUCCCGGCUCGCUCCCGCUGGAGUGGCCCGGCGAGAAACUCCGCUCAGGUCCGCGCGCUCCGCUAGUGCUGCCGCCGCCGCCGGGCCAGCGCGGCGCGGAACCGUCUCUGCCGGGGCAGCCCCCGGCGCUGCCCGGCCAUGGAGGAGGGCGAAGGCGGCGCGCGGGAGCCUGGGGCCGGCAUUCCCAGGGUUGAUCCAUACGGAUUUGAAAGGCCAGAAGACUUUGAUUAUGUGUCGUAUGAAGAAUUCUUUUCUAGAUAUCUGGUGAUACUCACUAGAAGAGCAAUAAAAUGGUCAAAGCUUCUAAAGGGGAAUAAUGGGAUAGGGAAAAGUUUAAAAGUGAAGAGAUAUAUCAGGAAAGGCAUUCCCAAUGAGCAUCGUGCGCUGAUCUGGAUGAUUGUAAGUGGAGCGCAGGCCAACAUGGAACAAAACCCUGGAUACUAUAAUAAACUACUUGAGGGAGAGAAAAGUGACACGCUGGUGGAAGCAAUCAAGACAGACAUGAACAGAACAUUUCCAGAUAAUGUACAAUUCCGGAAAACUGCUGAUCCCUGUUUACAGCAGACACUCUACAAUGUAUUAGUAGCGUAUGGGCACCAUAAUAAAACAGUGGGAUACUGCCAGGGCAUGAAUUUCAUAGCUGGAUACCUGAUUCUUAUUACAAAGAAUGAAGAGGAAUCCUUUUGGUUGUUAGAUGCUCUCAUUGGACGAAUAUUGCCUGAUUAUUAUAGUCCAGCAAUGAUGGGGUUGAAGACCGAUCAGGAGGUCCUUGGAGAACUUGUGAGAAAGAAAGUUCCAGCAGUGGCAGAGUUAAUGGAUAGACAUGGUGUCAUGUGGACUCUGAUAGUGUCACGCUGGUUUAUAUGCUUGUUUAUUGACAUUCUUCCAGUAGAGACUGUUCUCCGAAUUUGGGACUGCUUAUUCUAUGAGGGAUCGAAAAUCAUCUUUCGUGUGGUCUUAGCAUUAAUUAAGCAACACCAAGCUUUUAUUUUGGAAGCCACAAAUCUCCCCGACAUUUGUGAUAAGUUUAAGCAGAUCACCAGAGGGACAUUUGUAACAGAGUGCCACACCUUUAUGCAGAAAAUAUUUACAGAACCUGGAAGCUUGUCCAUGGCAACAGUUAACAAACUUCGAGAGACUUGUAGAGCAAAGCUGGUUGCUCAGGGAUCAGCCAACAAUAUUUAAACAGAUGGAUAGUUACCACAGAAAUUAACACAUUCCUCUACUUUCAUUGCACUGACGGAAGCACAAUUUCUAAACUUUCCAUGAGUGUCAAUUGACACUUGACCAAUUUUUCCUGCCUUUCAAGUAAGUGUUGUAAACAUUUUGUACUCUGUCAGUAAGCUGGGAACUUGAACCUUUUACAAAUGGUUUAGAAUAUUAUCAGAGUAGAAUGUGACCAAUGUGGGAUAAUUCUUUAAAAAGUCACUACCCUUGUUUUUCUUCAGGGCAUUUUGUAAUGUCUGAGUAAAUAGCUGGAUAGAGCUAUAUGUACAAUUCUGUAUAUUAAUCAUAAAACCACAGCCAUUUGUACAAAAUAAAUUCUAUUUAUUUGU
Trachemys scripta elegans is the source of this 1809-nucleotide messenger RNA. It is a transcript of the gene GRTP1, whose product is annotated as growth hormone regulated TBC protein 1. The transcript is spliced from 8 exons. Bases 392 to 1438 code for a protein of 348 amino acids. The record is from RefSeq and is a predicted model, not a curated record. Lineage: Eukaryota; Metazoa; Chordata; Testudines; Emydidae.